Molecule: messenger RNA, 956 nt
Organism: Myxozyma melibiosi
Lineage: Eukaryota; Fungi; Ascomycota; Lipomycetes; Lipomycetales; Lipomycetaceae
Exons: 2
Coding region: 159-812 (217 amino acids)
Source: RefSeq, a predicted model, not a curated record
AACCCUGCAGGCACCGGAGCUCACGGUCCGGAUCCUCGUCUGGACUCCUGCUUUCUCUUCUCUUUUGUCUUGUUGUUUAUAAAUAGUCAAUAGAUAAAGAUAUCGAGAUAUCUUCAAGAGAGUCUUGUGUUUGUUGUUAUAGUCACUCUCUGAUCACCAUGGCUUGGUCUGUUUCUACCAUCUUCACCGCCGUGACGGCAGUCUUCUGGCUUCUCAACGCCAAAAACUUCCCAUUUGCCUGGCACAUCAGAUUCUACAAAUCACUCACCUACUUCCUCUACAUCCACAAACCCCGUCCCGAAGUCGCAGGCGACGUCUUCCGCAAGUCAAUCUACACCAACCGCUCGCCCGCGAUGGAGUGCGAUCUCAACGGCCACAAGUCCAACUCGACCUAUUUCAGCGACCUCGACAUCGCGCGUACGGACCUCAUGGUCGAAGUUUUCCGGAAACUGCUGCUCGACGUCAAGAAGAACGACGGGAUCUGGCUGUACAUCCCCGUCGGCGCCGUGGCGACCGUGUUUAAACGCGAAAUCAAGCCCUACAUAAAAUACCAGAUCUCGUCGCGCGUGCUGGGGUGGAACGAUAAGUGGCUGUUUGUGCUCAGCAGGUUUGAGGAUCCAAAGACGAAGAAGCUGUAUGCUUUUUCCCUCACAAAGUACGUCCUCAAGAAGGGUCGCAUCACUGUGCCUAUUCCUGAAGCGCUCAAGGCUUCUGAUCUGUGGAGUGAGGAGGUCGAGAGAAAGGGACGCGAGGGAUUGAAGUAUGCGCAGGGACUGCUUGAUCUUGAUAUGCUGGAAGAGGUUGAGAUCUAGUUCUUAUAUCAGAGGGAAUAGCUGAGGGAAUAUCAGAAGGAAAUAUCAGAAGGGGUUGAGCUUAGAUAGACUGGUUAUAGAUUAUAGACAAUUACAACUAACACAGUAUAAGCACAAUCUCUACAGUAGAAUACCUCAUCAAUU